CGUGGAUCCCCAUAAGAAUAAGAUAUUAUUUUGUUGCACAAGGAAUUGCUGAGCUGCCUCCCUUCCCUUUCACUGUAGGUACGUACGUGCACCCAUUUGUUUAACGAGCUGGGUGAGCAUCGCUACAGUGAACCUGCCAUCCCCAUACGCCAAUUCCUCAUUUCGAAUUAUCAUUUUUAUUCACCAUUCUCGAUUCGCUCACUCUCACAAGAAACUAAAUUCAAUUUUGGAUAUAAUUUCAGAGAUUUAUGCUUCACGCUGCAUUGGAGACUCAUUCUUCAUGUAUUUGUGGUGGGAAGUUUCGUUCAUUUACAAUCCUCAAGUUUGAAUGACAGUAGGUGAAGACUUGUAAUUUCUUCACUUUCUUAGUGCUCCAAUGGGGGGUUCUUUGUGGCUCUUGGGUGGGUUUCCACUGAACACUUAUCAAGUAUCAGACAGGUUCUCUUUUUGCUCUAGUCAGAAGAGGUUAGAGUCGGUAUCCUGUUCUCAGAUAAAUUUGAGACGAAGUUUCACUGAUAAACAUCACUUGAAGGCGUCGCACUUCUCUGGCCAGUCUGUCUGCUUUCAUAGGCUGAAAACAGUUUCUUGUCUAAGCUCAGAAGAUGCAAAUCCUAUUAGUCAGGAACCCGCACAUUCUCAAAGAGGUGAAAGUUUUGAGCAAUGGGAUUCAAUGACAGCAAAGUUUGCUGGAGCUGCAAAUGUACCAUUUCUGUUGUUGCAGCUGCCUCAGAUCAUAUUGAAUACUCGGAAUCUUCUGGCUGGGAACAAAUCUGCACUUCUAGCUGUUCCUUGGCUGGGUAUGCUCACUGGAUUGCUAGGGAAUCUUUCUUUGUCAUUGUACUUUCUCAAAAAGAUGGAGAUAGAGGCCAUGGUGGUGCAGACUGUAGGAGUCAUAUCUACAUAUAUUGUUUUGCUGCAGCUGGCGAUGGGUGAAGCUAUGCCCCUCCCUCAGUUUAUUGUUGUUUCUAUAGUGGUUGCCUUCGGGCUCAUUCUAAAUUUUAUGAAAUAUUUUCGUUUGCUUAAUGAGGAGAUUUGGCACAUUUGGGAAGAUGUUAUUACAGUAGUCGGACUCUCCACACUUCCUCAAGUCAUGUGGUCGACCUUCCUCCCCUUCGUCCCGAACACUAUCUUACCCGGGACAAUUUCCUUUGCUACUGCUCUUCUUGCUGUUGUUAUGGCUCGCAUGGGCAAGCUCUCCGAAAAAGCUGUAAAAUUUCUUGGAAUGGUAUCGGGAUGGACUGCAACUCUUCUUUUCAUGUGGAUGGCUGUUGCUCAAAUGUGGACAAAUCUUCUGAAUCCUGACAACGUAAAAGGUUUAUCAGCUGUCUCGAUGUUACUUGCCAUGACUGGAAACGGACUCUUUAUCCCUCGUUCUCUGUUCAUUCGCGAUUUUAUGUGGUUCACUGGAUCAAGCUGGGGAUCCAUCUUCUAUGGAUGGGGGAAUCUUGUAUGCUUGUACUGUUUCAACUGUAUCACAAAAGAGUUCUUCUGGGCUUCAACCCUCGGCUUUCUCGCAUGGAUAGGACUGGCGUUUUGGAAAGAUAAGCAAGCUCAUGGACUCAGUUCCCCGGUUGCUUCAUUGAAGGAGCUUGUUUUCGGUCCUUGACUGCCCUGCUUCAUGAGUUGCAUUAAUGGUAGCUGUAUCUCGGUGGAGCUGCUGCACACGGAUAGCACUGAACAGAUUUUCUACCUUGCGAAGCUACAAAUUGUGCCGAGGCUGAAGAUUCAAGACAGUGAUGAGGUACUUUCAGAGCAA
This is a messenger RNA of Andrographis paniculata, 1756 nucleotides long. RefSeq names its product maltose excess protein 1-like, chloroplastic. Gene Ontology annotation, molecular function: maltose transmembrane transporter activity. The transcript is spliced from 10 exons. Lineage: Eukaryota; Viridiplantae; Streptophyta; Magnoliopsida; Lamiales; Acanthaceae. The record is from RefSeq and is a predicted model, not a curated record. The coding region runs from base 377 to 1606 and encodes 409 amino acids. Gene Ontology annotation, cellular component: chloroplast envelope.